GAGGCUGCCAACAGCUCCGUGGGGACAAGCGGCUUGUGCCAGCCCUCCGGCUCGGUCCCCAGCGGAAAAUAAGAUAUUCCCGGUGCCGGUGGCUCAGCCCGAGAAUCCAGCUCCGGGAAGAGCCGUGGACGCAGGUGGGUGGCAGGCGCGGUGCUGCCCGCCAGGAAGCCCAGACCAUGCUGGCCUGUCUGCAGAGGACCCAGAACCCCCCAGCCCAGCACCUCCCCUGCCCCACCAAGGCACUGGAGCCACGCAAGUGUGAGGCGGUGGCACCCAUGCAUUCCCCGCGCUACCCCAGCCCCGCCGAGCUGGACGCCUACGCACAGAAGGUGGCCAACAGCCCGUUGACCAUCAAGAUCUUCCCCACCAACAUCAGGGUCCCCCAGCACAAGCACCUUAACCGGACGGUCAAUGGCUACGACACCACGGGGCAGCGCUACAGCCCCUACCCCCUGCACGCCAGCGGCUACCAGGGUCUCCUGGCCAUCGUCAAAGCCUCCGGCAAAAGCGUGGUGAAGAACUCGGAGGGGAAGCGGACUAAGCUCUCUCCUGCCCAGGUCGGUGCCGCUCCCUACCCCGCCUCAAGCACUUUAGCUCAAGGUCCCUCCUGUGCCGGGCAGCUGAGCUACCACGGCGGCCAGAAGCAGCUGGAGGGUCCGGUGCCCCCCAACGUGACGGUGGCUGCUUCGGUGCUGCCGCUGGCGGGACGGAGCCUGGCCCUGCCGCCCUCCAACCUGCCCUCCAUCCAGAGCAUCAUCUACCAGAUCAAUCAGCAGUGCCAGGCCCCGGGUGGCCAGGCCGUGGUGGCCACCGACCCCAGCCCGGCCAAGCACGGCGCCUUCCCCAGCACCACCGCCUACGCCAGCACCGUCCUGCCGGAGUGCCGCAAGGGCGCCGAGCUGGCGCUGGGCUCCAACCCGGCGGCGGGCCUGGCACCCAAGGCAAGUGUCUACCCCGAGGGCAUGGACUACCUGGUGUGGCAGCAGAAGCAGCAGCAGCAGCACCUGCGAAUGUACAGCGGGGGCAGCGCUGGCGGGGGGGCCCUCAGCAAGUCCCCCGAGACCUGCGCGGGCGCCUCGCGUCCCUACGGGCUGGCCGGGGCGGCCGAGAAGGUGAGCUCGUCCCCCUUGAACUGCAUGCACGGCAACUUCUCGGUGGGGCAGUACUUCGCCCCUCCUUGGAACAGCAUCUUGGUGACCCCCAACAGUGACUGUUACAACCCACCAGAGCUGGGGACCGGUGCCCGAGAGCUGGGGGUGCCCCCAGCCGAGGGGCUGCCCAGCAAGACCCUCUGCAAUACCUCCAUCCUCAGCAGCAGCCUCCAGUCCCUGGAGUAUCUCAUCAACGACAUCCACCCGCCCUGCAUCAAGGAGCAGAUGCUAGGCAAGGGCUACGAGACCGUCUCUGUGCCAAGGCUCUUGGACCACCAGCACGCCCACAUCCGCCUGCCCGUCUACAGAUAAGGAACCGAUGCUGCUUUUCCCAAGGCGAGGACUUUCGUGCUCCCCUCCGGCACCGCGCGGGUACCGGACCGUGGCAGUGAGGGGCUGGGGAGGGGGACACGGGGUCAGCUCCCGGGACAACUGGCAUUUCCCCAGGGUCCCCAGACUGGAUACACUCAGAAGCUGAGGACGAAGGGACUGCUUGUCUAUAUAGCUCAGAAAUCAUUUUUAUCUCCACGAAUGUGAACAGGGAAUCGCUACGAGUUGCUGCUAUCCAGGGCGAGGAGGCUCCGCGCGGGCAGAGCCCGGGCCCGGCCGGGGGCGCGGAGCCGGGACGGGCGCAGGGAGCUUGUGCCUGACCUGUAGCUGAAGUCCGUAACUUGCACUGCUUUGAUUAAAGCUAAUAAUUGGGGACAGUCUGGAGGCUAUUUAAAACACUUGAAAACUUGAACAGAUUUUUUGUUUGUUUGUUUUGUUUCGUUUGGUUUGGCUUUUUUAAUUUUUAUUUUCUCUUUUAGUUACUAGGCUGUACAUCUCCGUGUUGGCUGCUACAGAGUCUCCUUCUCCCUCCUCAUCCUCCUCCUCCUCCUCUUACCCAGCACCCCGCAUGGGCCACUGGCUCCUAUUCCCACUCAUCUGGGAGCUGGGACCUCCCCCAGCCCCUCUCCAGCCCCCCCCAGGGACCCCCUGGCUCUCACAUUUCCAGGCUGUUUGUUUUUUUUUCCCCCCCUCUUUCCUAUCAGUUCUACCUUGGUUCUGGGUUAGUGGCACCCACAGUACUUGGGGUGCUCACAUAACUCCUUUUUUCUCUUUUUUUUUUUUUUUUUAAACCAGUUCCAAAAUGCCCAUUCUGGUCCAUUCUUCACUACGUGUAAUUAUGUGUUUAAUAGAUUUAUUCAUUUAAAACGGCUCACACACAAAAUACAAAGUGUUUUGAUGUUUUAAGGAAAAAAAAAAGAAAAAUACCCUGAUGAAACCCAAGGUGAUUGUGCUCAGAAAAGAGGUACUGUAUCCCUGAAAGGCCUGUUCAAGCACUAAGUGCAUUUACAAAUCUCUGAGAAUGUUUUUCUUUUUUUUUAUACUAAAAUCGACCAUUAUAUUCUACUGUGAGAAGUGCUGGCUGCACUAUAUUGUUUUAAAAAUGAGAGAAAACAAAUGGAAAAAAGGAAAAAAAGGAAAAAAAAAAAAGAAAAAAAAAAAAAAAAAAAAAAAGAAAACCAACACAAAACCUUCAAGCUGUGUGUCCGGAUGGUGUUUUUCCCAAAGUAAAACCAGGA
Molecule: messenger RNA, 2719 nt
Organism: Apus apus (common swift)
Lineage: Eukaryota; Metazoa; Chordata; Aves; Apodiformes; Apodidae
Gene: FAM222A
Product: family with sequence similarity 222 member A
Exons: 3
Coding region: 177-1463 (428 amino acids)
Source: RefSeq, a predicted model, not a curated record